Paramuricea clavata is the source of this 381-nucleotide messenger RNA. NCBI's taxonomy places the organism in Eukaryota, Metazoa, Cnidaria, Anthozoa, Malacalcyonacea, Plexauridae. The record is from the annotation of a GenBank genome assembly.
AUGUCCGAUGACACAGAAACCAUUGUGAUUGAUAUUAUAAAGCCAAACAGUAAACCAUUUGCCAUGGUAGUAAGUUACCGACCACCCGAAAGCGAUCCGGAUAUGGAUCUUAGUGUGGUUUACGUUGUGCGCAAAGUCGCUAUCAAAACUAAGAGCAGGCAUCGCAUUGUUAAUAUUAGAUCCAUGAAAAACUUCAACAUUGAUAGAUUCAAAAAUGAAUUAACCAGUUUACCAUGGUCACUUGUUGAUAAUCUUGAAAAUGCAAAUGACCGAUGGGAAUUGUGGAAAUCGAUGUUUAUGAAUGUUGUUGAUAAUCACGCUCCAUUAAAACGUAAACGGCUUAGAAAUUCCCUGGCUGAAUGCAAAUCUAAAACAACUUAA